Molecule: messenger RNA, 993 nt
Organism: Aureobasidium subglaciale EXF-2481
Lineage: Eukaryota; Fungi; Ascomycota; Dothideomycetes; Dothideales; Saccotheciaceae
Exons: 1
Coding region: 419-862 (147 amino acids)
Source: RefSeq, a predicted model, not a curated record
GUCGAAACUUCCAACUUGCACUGAUCAAUCACGCCUGCACAAGACACCGAAGACCGGAAUCCCUCAUCACGAAAUCGAAAGUAGAGACCCUCAUGCGCAUGAAACAGCGUUGACGCGUUCGCAAGGGUUGUCAAGGCCCGGCCCUUAGGCUGACACACGCCUAAUGUCGCAGCUUCUCUCUACUCGACACGGUGCAACCGUCAAGUCGACCAUGCCCUGCCUGCCCUAGAUCUUCGAAACAAUGUAGGUGGAAUAACAUGGAGUUGAAGUCGUAGUGCGCACGCCUAUAAAAACCUCAAAAGCUGCUGUCUGGUUCUUUGCCUACCACAUUCAAUCUCAGACAGUAUCCAAGCAAGCUGGUCUCGCUUUAUUUUCAAGUCGCUCCUUCUAUAAGUUGAACACCUUCUUAAAAACAAACAUGAAGUUCACCACCAACAUCUUCGCUGUCGCCUUGACUCUUGGUCUUGCCACUGCCACCCUGGAUCCCGCCUCCUCAAACACCAAGGGCAAAUACCCCAAAUCUCCCUCAUGCAGCCCGGCAAAGACCAGUAAAGCCAUCCAAGCCGCCGAGUGCAGCCAUAACACGAGAACCUCCAAGACUCAGACCUUUGCUAUCUUCAAGGUCGACCACCAAUACGAUGCCAACCACGGUGCUCCCUACGGCACUUGCGAGGCCUACACUUGCACUGCGCCUACCGAUAGCCAAUUGAGCACUGACUCUGACUACUGGACUUUCUUCUGGAAUGACAAUGGCGAGAGCAGUGGUGAGGGCGCUGGAUGUAUCAAGGAUCCUCAGACUGGUGUUUGUGGAUGUGAGAACUCUACCGGGGAGUUCAUCUCUGGCUCGAGUAGCUGCACUUGAACAAUCUCGGAUAGUUGGUACACACUUCUAUGUCGUUGAAAUACACAAAUCUACACUGUAUAGCCGCCUGAUCAUGAGCGUUUGAUUGAUCCAAGCAUAGUGUAUCGUUUGACCCUUUUCGUUAUGUUCGC